GUCCGUACAAGUGGUCCGAGCCAUACGAUUCUGCGUGAAAUUUGCCCCUAAAAUUACUUCUCUGCUUGACCGCGCUCAGGGGGUCCAAGUUGCUGUGUUCGUGGAUUGCUUCCCUGCUUUCACCGGGUUUUUUGUAGUUGUUGAUGCUGCUGCUGCUGCUGCUGUUGCUGUUGCUGAGAGAUUGAUUAGGGUUUAACAGUGAUUCCAUACGGAGAGGAAGAAGGGCGUUUUUGUUUACCCGCCGCAACAACGUCUGCAGCACCUCCGACUUCUAUUCGUAUAGGUACUCCAGGAUUGGAAUAACGGACGCCAUCUAAAUGUUGGCAAAAGGUAGGAAAGUUGCUGGCAGGGGGGAAGCAAUAGCCGCGCAUUAUGCUUUUGGACCACAAGAGGAUGAUAUAAUAAUAAAGCACAGGCUUCUUACCCGCACAACUACUACAAGGGGUGAACCCCCAUUGAAGAAACUCCAGAAGAAGUUUACCUCUUUUGCACUUGAGAUUGAGAAGGAUGCAGAUAACUAUAGUGACUGUGAAAGACUUGCUAAAGCCUUUUUACAGGAGUUAACAACUUUUGAACUUCCACUUCUUAAGAGCCAAGCAGUUAUGGAUGCAAAUCUUAGAGAGAAGGAAAACUUCAAUGAGUUAAAAGAUGAGAUAAACAGGCAGAUUCUGCAAGCACAAGCUGAAAUUGAGGAUCUGAAGAAACAACUGGAAGAAAGCAAAAUUGAAAGGCAGCACAAAGAAGAGUGUGAGGCAAUCAGGAGGUUAAUUUCCAUGCAGCCACCACGAUCACAGACACAAAAGAUUUUGACAGAACUGGAAAAAGAGAUUGCAAUGUUGGAGGCAGAGAACACAGCUGGUUCAAGAACACUGGAGCUUCGGAAGAAACAGUUUGCUCUUUUAUUGCAUGUGGUGGAUGAGUUGCAGAACACCAUAGAGGAAGAUCAAAAGAGCUUGGUUGAGGAGAUGAGAAUAGCACUGGACGAGCAAAGGAAUCUAGUGGAGGAUGCUAGUGGGAUUUCGGAAGCCAUGGCUGUUGACUAGUGCAUACCAUUCCUCCCUGUUGAAAUUGUAAGGUUGAUGAAUCUUAAUCCUUGGAUUGUUAAUUUCUACAGAUCAAGGAGUACACCAAAAAUUUAUGUUGCAAUGGUCAGAACUUUGUCCUUUUAGAACAAUCUGAUAAUUCACUCCCGGGAAAAGAAAACAUUUUUAGAUCCCAAAUUAUGUGAGAGAGAGUACGGUUGCCAAAAUUUUAUAUAUGUUUCUUUCUUUUCUGUUU
Molecule: messenger RNA, 1278 nt
Organism: Diospyros lotus (date-plum)
Lineage: Eukaryota; Viridiplantae; Streptophyta; Magnoliopsida; Ericales; Ebenaceae
Product: THO complex subunit 7A-like
Exons: 4
Coding region: 318-1043 (241 amino acids)
Biological process (GO): mRNA export from nucleus; mRNA processing
Cellular component (GO): THO complex part of transcription export complex
Source: RefSeq, a predicted model, not a curated record